Messenger RNA from Ochlerotatus camptorhynchus, 1292 nucleotides. RefSeq names its product clavesin-1-like. The transcript has 3 exons. Gene Ontology annotation, cellular component: membrane. NCBI's taxonomy places the organism in Eukaryota, Metazoa, Arthropoda, Insecta, Diptera, Culicidae. Gene Ontology annotation, molecular function: phosphatidylinositol bisphosphate binding. The record is from RefSeq and is a predicted model, not a curated record. Bases 121 to 993 code for a protein of 290 amino acids.
CUAUCACGAUCAGUCUUGCACUCGACGCGUCGCGAAACGGUACACCUUAUUCCAAAUAAGGAGCCAAGAAGAAAAUAAAUUAGAACCCUGCAAACAGUUCAAACCUCGAAAGAACUCAAAAUGAGUCUCGUACCGUUCGAUAUCGACACGUCUCCCCCGGGGCCAGAGCUGUUGGAAAUUGCCCGGCGUGAACUGCGCGAAACGCCCGAAAUGCAGAAAGCUGCCAUCCUCGAGCUUCGCAAGCUGGUCCACAACGCAACGGAUUUGCACUACCGCGAUGACGACGAUUUCCUGAUGAUUUUCCUCAGACCGUGCCACUUCUAUCCGGAAAGUGCGUUGAAAAUGAUGCGACGCAUUGCCGAUUUCAAAAAGAACCACUACCCCCUCAUGCACAAUCUGUACCCACAAGACGAAAAGAUUUCCUUCAUCGAUCACGGCAUCGUCAACGUGCUGACCAACAAAGAUCACAAAGGUCGCCGGGUGCUGAUCAUCAACUGUGGCAAAGCAUGGGACCCGAAGCAGGUCAACGCCGAGAAAAUGUUCCGACUGUUGUUCCUGGUCCAUCUGGUUGCCCAGCUGGAGCCAUCCACUCAGAUCAACGGGGUCGUGAUCAUCAUGGACUUUGACGGUCUCUCACUCAAGCAAGUCCGAGCUCUCUCGCCAUCCUUCUCGAAGCUUCUGCUGACGUUCAUCCAGGAGGCCGUCCCGCUCCGAAUGAAGGAAGUGCACAUCAUCAAACAGCCAUACAUUUUCAACAUGGUCUGGACGCUGUUCAAACCAUUCAUCGGGGAAAAGCUGAAGAAUAGGCUCGAAUUCCAUGGCCACGAUAUGAAGAAGCUGCACAAGUACAUCAACCCAGAUCAUCUGCCAAAGAAUUACGGAGGAAACUUGCCUGCCCUGAGUUACGGAUCCCGAGAUUGGUACCCGUGCAUUGAGAAAUACUUUGAUCAUAUUUCUAAAUGGAACACGUACGGUUACGCAAAUACUCCCUAGAGGAAGAAACUACCCUUUGUUGUUUUAUUGUUUUCAAAGAGGUUUGUAGGAAAGCGACUUACUUAGGUGAUAUUAGUUGAAUUUGAUUUAUUGGCAGAGAUAAGAAACAAAGCGGGUGUAAUCGGUAGUUGGAAAGCAAAUUUGGAACGUAACGUAAAUCGGAGUAGAGAGAAUCAGAUUAUCGUGCAGAAAAUCGAUUCUACGUUUUUGUUUGGAAAAAAUGGUUUUCUUAGAUAAGAUAUUAUUUAUUUGAUAAGUUUGUAAAAUAAAUAUGAAAGCAAAGUUUUUUUAUGAGAAAA